Synchytrium microbalum is the source of this 873-nucleotide messenger RNA. RefSeq names its product holocytochrome-c synthase. The transcript is spliced from 4 exons. Gene Ontology annotation, biological process: cytochrome c-heme linkage. NCBI's taxonomy places the organism in Eukaryota, Fungi, Chytridiomycota, Chytridiomycetes, Synchytriales, Synchytriaceae. The coding region runs from base 1 to 873 and encodes 290 amino acids. The record is from RefSeq and is a predicted model, not a curated record. Gene Ontology annotation, molecular function: holocytochrome-c synthase activity. Gene Ontology annotation, cellular component: mitochondrion.
AUGGCUUCUCCAUCUUCCUCUUGGUGGCCUUUCGCCAGUACUGCUUCUCCCUCCUCUACAACUGCAACAUCUCUCGAUACGAAAGCUGCUGCUAGCUGUCCAGUUCCACACGGCCCAUCUGCUACCAUGCCUGCCAAUCAUCCCAUAGUCCCUGCUGCAGAUAGAAAGUCGGCUGAAGCUUGUCCUAUCGACCAUUCCAAAUUCCAAAAACCUUCAACAAGUAAUAAGGACCCAGCUGCGUGUCCUAUUCCACAUGACAAGUCUACCCCAGAUACUAUAAAUCCAUUGAAUAUGAUGCCAACCCUCUCUCAGGACAUGUCGCCUGGCCAACAGGUCCUGCUCUCUACUAAGAGAAGCGAUUCCACCAUCCCGAAAACCAAUGCUGAAGAACAUGAACCUACUUGGGUCUAUCCAUCGCCACAGCAAUUUUAUAACGCUCUAAGAAGGAAGGGCUGGGAAACUCCUGAAAAUGAUGUACCAACUAUGGUGGCUAUACACAACUUUCUAAAUGAAGCUUGUUGGCAGGAAAUCUUGAAAUGGGAAAAGGUCCAUGAAUGUGAUUGCAAGACUCCUAAACUUGCGCGAUUUAUGGGAAAGCCUAGCACCCUAUCGCCGAAAGCUACUAUGAUGACGUGGUUUGGUGUCGAAAAGCCCUUCGAUCGGCAUGAUUGGGUGGUGGACCGUUGCGGAAAGGAAGUCAGAUAUGUCAUUGAUUACUACUCUGGUCAUGAUGAGCCAGAGUCGCCCGUGUUUCAUGUAGAUGUCAGACCAGCUCUAGAUUCGCCAGAGGCGUUUGUUGAUCGUGCUCGCAUGUCCUUUCAGGGUAUCUGGGAUCGUUGUUUUGCUACAACUAGUAGCGCGGCCAAUAAUUAA